Cynoglossus semilaevis (tongue sole) is the source of this 3372-nucleotide messenger RNA. Its product is annotated as cadherin-11. Gene Ontology annotation, molecular function: cadherin binding; calcium ion binding; beta-catenin binding. The record is from RefSeq and is a predicted model, not a curated record. Gene Ontology annotation, biological process: cell-cell junction assembly; homophilic cell-cell adhesion; cell migration. Lineage: Eukaryota; Metazoa; Chordata; Actinopteri; Pleuronectiformes; Cynoglossidae. Gene Ontology annotation, cellular component: plasma membrane; adherens junction; catenin complex. The coding region runs from base 1144 to 2715 and encodes 523 amino acids. The transcript has 9 exons.
CUUUCUGUCUUUUGUGGGGUUUUUUUUUCCGGUUUUCUGCCUUGGUUUCCAGAUUUUCGGUUUUUGGUUUCAGGCCAAGAACUUUUAUUUUGGUGCAUCACUAGUUUUUAGGGAUGUUAAUUUUUUCCUGAUAUCUGAUAUGCCAAAAUUGUCCAAACACUUAUUUUCCGAUUCUGAUAGCAACCAAUAUAGCAGGGCGGUGGUAGAUGUUAAGCGUUGCCUGCUCAAUCAAGUGAUGCGUUAAAACAAACAAACAAUUUUCAAUUAUUUUCUGCCCACCUAUAAGAAAGAAUUCAAAUUAAAAUCAGAAAUAAAAUGAUUAAAAUGAGCUACAAUGCUCCCUGUUGAUUUCUAGUAUGUUAUUCACUCUGUCUGUCUGUGGGUUGAGCUAAUCCAAAAUAGUGAAAAGGGGGUGGAGGUGAUGACAGAAUUUUGUUUGAACCAGAAUGUCCACUGGGAGAUUACAGCCCUAAUUUGAAGACACUUGAAGUUCCUCCAAUACACUUCUUCCGGAAAUUAUUUUCGAUAAUGUAAUUUAACUAUAAAAACUAGGCCAAAUUUCAACUGGCUAUUAUUUGAAGAAACUUUACACGAAAUGCACAGCACGUCACUGGAUUUUACCUCAUGUGAAUGUACAGUUCAGCCUAAGCCAGAUGCAUUGAAGAGAGAGAAGUAAAUGACAGAUGAAGGGGGGGGGUAAAGUUUUUUUUGCCACCAUUACACAGAAAAGCACACACAGGGAAGAGACAGAGCAAUUUAUUUUCCUGUACUUUUUGCUUGUAACCAUUGCAACCAAAUAAAUUUUAUGAUAAAUGGAAAAUAUAUAAGACGAUAGAGAGAGAGAAGGGGGAAGGGAAAAUGUUCACUUAGGGGUAAGAAAAAAAAAAUCUUUAAAUGACUAAGAGAGAGAUAUACAAUGGUAAGGUUAAGCAAACACAAAAUAUGCUCCCUGUGUUUUCCUUCUAAAAUUGACCCCACCCAAGAUAUAGUAUUAAACAAAGAGACAGCAAGGAGGCCCCUGAUAACUGCCGAAGAAGUGUCGAAUAUCCAAGUAAACAAGCAUUGCGUCAUCAAAUUGCAGUCUCCCAAAGCGAGGUCGAGUACAUUUUCAGCCUCUGUGUUUUUUUCACAGGUGUAUAUCCCAUGUCUGUGUUAGAAGACAAAGUGCCAGGUGAAGAGGUGGGUCGACUCAUAGCUAAGGACCCUGACCUUGGGGACAAUGGCCUGGUGAACUAUCGCCUGAUAGAUGGAGAUGGAAUGGACGUGUUUGAACUAACCACGGACUCUGAAUCCAGGGAGGCCGUAAUCAAACUGAAGAAGCAAGUAGACUUUGAAAAGAAACGUUCAUAUACAUUAAAGGUAGAGGGAGCGAAUACUUAUGUGGACCCACAAUUCCUUGCUUGGGGACCCUACAAGGAUCAAGCCACAAUUAAGAUAUCAGUGGAGGAUGCAGAUGAGCCUCCUGUAUUUGUAGCUUCGAGUUACAUGUUUGAGGUAGAGGAGAAUGCACCAGAAGGUACACUAGUGGGACGGGUUCACGCCAAAGACACUGAUGUAGCCAACAAUCCUGUAAGGUACAUGAUCCCCCGGUAUACAGAUGUUGAGCAGUUCUUUAGCAUCAACCCAGAAGAUGGAAGGAUAACCACAACAAGACCACUGGACAGAGAAUCACAGGCCUGGCAUAACAUAUCUGUAUCAGCCAUAGAAAUAGGUGGCCACCAUCAAGAUACAAAAGUGCAAGUUGACAUUAAAGUGAAAGACGUGAACGACAACCCCCCAGAGUUUGCGAACAACAAUGAAGUCUUCAUGUGUGAAUCCAUCUUACCAGGAAGUGUAAUUGAAACUGUAAGUGCUGUGGACAAAGACGAGAUGACCAACAGACAACACUUUACAUACGCCUUGGCUCCAGAAGCGGCUCACAACCAAAACUUUUCCCUUAAAGACAACCGAGACGGCACCGCAAGUAUUUAUGUGCUUCGCAAAGGUUUCAGCCGACUGACCCAGGAUGUUUACUACCUUCCCAUUGAGAUAAAUGACAAAGGCGUCCCUGCUAUGAGUAGCACGAACACCUUAACUAUCAGAGUAUGCACCUGUGACAGCAAAGACACCAUCCUAUCCUGUAAUGUGGAGCCCUAUGUCCUGCCUGCUGGACUCAGCACUGGAGCACUCAUAGCUAUACUUGCCUGCAUUGUCAUCUUGUUGGCCAUUGUGGUGUUGUUUGUUGCACUGAGGCGUCAAAAGAAAGAGCCGUUAAUACUUUUUGAAGAGGAGGACAUCAGGGAGAACAUCAUCACUUAUGAUGAUGAAGGAGGCGGUGAGGAGGACACCGAGGCUUUUGAUAUUGCUGCUCUGCAGAAUCCAGAUAGUGCCAAUGGUUUCCUGCCAAGAAAGGAUAUCAUACCAGAGCUUCAGUAUUCCAUUAGACCCGGUAUUGACCGCCCUGCAGCGAACAGCGUGGAUGUGGAUGACUUCAUCAAGACUCGAAUUGCUGAGGCGGAUAGUGACCCAACUGCGCCUCCUUAUGACUCUAUUCAGAUCUAUGGAUAUGAAGGAAAAGGAUCAUUGGCCGGUUCAUUGAGUUCCCUGGAAUCUGUCACAACAGAGUCUGAUUUGGAUUACGACUAUCUGCAAAGUUGGGGCCCACGGUUUAAGAAGCUGGCGGAUCUGUACGGGACAAAAGACUUCUCUUCUAAUGAGGAUGGUAAUGACUUAUAACAGUUGUCUUACUAAGUGGAUGGCCCUCCUGAUUUUUGAUUCACCGAUUCCCAGUUCUCAGCUGUUACCAUCAACUGACCAGUUCAAGCUAAUUUGGCCAUGGCUUUUUUACAGCUCUUCCAUUCAUUGUAUUAACUUAUUAAUCUAGUACAGUUUAUUAAUAAACAAAAAAAAAAAAAGAAUUAUUGAACCCUAAUUGGCUCUCCCUUUACCCCUCAUUGACCUUUUCACUUAAUUUUUGCUUCUUUUGAUUUCUAUCAAUUUUAGGAAAGUAGGGUUUGGUAACUUGUUUUAUCGAGGAAAAAUACAAGCAAAAUAGCAAAAUGUAUUUGAAUCAUAAGGUAGUCAUGCGAGAUGGCUACUAAUCAGUUCAUCUGGGUUCCUGAGAAAGAAAGUGUUGUUAUCCAUAGGAGUUCAGAGUAGGAUGGAUAGAUAACUUUGUAGCUUUUUUUCUACACAAGAAGGAGGCAAUCAAAAAAGAAAUAAUAGUUGGAAUACAUGUUGUUUAGUUUAAAUUUACAAUUGAGAAAUGUGUGUAAAAAGGCUCAUACUGCUUUUUUUCUUAAAUUUGUUGUGUGUAGCCUUUAACUGGUUCUGUGGUUUAUGAUAGACUCUGGGUUGUCAAUUCUUUAAAGAUGCAUAUUACAGCAUAUUCAA